This is a messenger RNA of Hypomesus transpacificus, 4050 nucleotides long. Its product is annotated as terminal nucleotidyltransferase 4A-like. The record is from RefSeq and is a predicted model, not a curated record. The coding region runs from base 187 to 2418 and encodes 743 amino acids. The transcript is spliced from 12 exons. Gene Ontology annotation, biological process: RNA 3'-end processing. Lineage: Eukaryota; Metazoa; Chordata; Actinopteri; Osmeriformes; Osmeridae. Gene Ontology annotation, cellular component: TRAMP complex; nucleolus. Gene Ontology annotation, molecular function: poly(A) RNA polymerase activity; mRNA binding.
CUAUCGGGGAGAAGUUGGGCAGACGCUGAAAAAGCAGACAGGGAGAAAAUGACACGAGGCACUUCUGGAAAGAGUAAAUAAUCGCUUUGUUACGAUUUGGCAAGUGCAAGUCCUUUGCUAGGAACCUUGUGUCCAAAUUGGCCUGGGUCGGAUUCCGUGACAAGGUGGUUCCACCUCACAAGUUUAAUGGAUCAGAGGACUGGUUGGAUACAGCCUGAGCAGAAAGGACAUGCCAAUUCCUUGUGGAUGCAGGUUUGGGAAACCUCUCAGGCAAACUCAAGCACCAACAUGCAUCGGAACUUUAAUCAGCACAGUGUAAACACGGCAGCUAUGAGUUGUGGGUUUUAUAAAAAUGUGUCAGGAGUUUCUUUAGACAAAUGCACCAAUGGCGAUAAUGCGCCUGCGGGAGGGGAGAGACGUCUUAGACGGCAGGCUUCCCUUUCGCUUUCCUCUUCCUCGCAAGAUUCGGAGGCCGAUAAUUCACCCGUAGACUCUUUGCGAAUUGACAACUUGAACAUCGAAAAUGAGGAAGGUAAAUAUCAGCUUAUUGGUGAGCAAACGUACAAUGUCCACAAUCACAGGUAUCACCGGCUUCUCUUGCAAAGUACCCCGCAACAACGUCGCAGGCAGCAUUCAGUCCACACCCCCUCGGCAAUUAACAAUCAACACCAUGCACAUUCAUUUCGGAGGAAAAAUAGUAACCCUACAACUACUACUGAGCUCUGCAAUUUGUUCUCCAACACAAAUAUUGGCAACAACCCAUGCUCCUGGACGCUCUGGAAGACCCGGAGGUACAGCCCAGGUGUGAAUGGUCUGCAUGAAGAAAUCGUAGACUUCUUCAAUUUCAUGUCCCCACGCCCAGAAGAGGAGGCGAUGAGGAGAGAGGUGGUGACCAGGAUAGAAACAGUCAUCAAGAACCUGUGGCCUACAGCUCGGGUGGAGAUCUUUGGGAGCUUCAGUACAGGGCUGUAUCUACCAACAAGUGACAUUGACCUGGUGGUGUUUGGAGAAUGGGUAAACCCCCCUGUGCACCUCCACCAGCUUGAACAAGCCCUCCGGAAACAGAAUGUGGCCGAGCCCUACUCCAUCAAAGUCCUGGACAAAGCCACGGUGCCAAUCAUCAAACUGACAGACCAGAAGACUGAGGUCAAAGUAGACAUCAGCUUCAAUGUUGAGACUGGGGUUAGAGCUGCCCGGCUUAUCAAAGAGUACUUGAAGAGCUACACGGCCCUGCCCUACCUGAUCUUUGUGCUGAAGCAGUUCUUGCUGCAGAGGGACCUGAACGAGGUGUUCACGGGAGGCAUUAGCUCCUACAGCCUCAUCCUCAUGGCCAUCAGCUUCUUACAGCUCCAUCCCAGAAUUGACACCAGGCGUGCCAACCUCAACCUGGGCAUCCUGCUGAUUGAGUUCCUGGAGCUUUACGGCAGGGACUUCAACUACUUGAGAACAGGGAUCCGGGUGAAGAAUGGGGGCGCCUACCUGGCCAAGGACGAUAUGGUGAAGAGCAUGACCAAUGGGAACAGACCCUCCAUGCUGUGUAUAGAAGACCCCCUCCAGCCAGGAAAUGAUGUGGGCAGGAGCUCCUAUGGAGUCCUCCAGGUGAAGCAGGUCUUUGACUAUGCCUACAUGGUGCUGAGUCAUGCCGUGUCUCCGCUUGCUCGUUCCUACCCCAACAAAGAGACUGACAGCAUGAUGGGACGCAUCAUCAAAGUGAGCCAGGAAGUGCUGCGCUACAGAGAGUGGAUCAGCAGGAAGUGGGGGGCCAAGCACGAUGGCAAUCUGGAGAACAGCGGCCCGAUGGAGACGGACCUUAGCAGACUGGUUCUGUCUAUGGAGGAGCAGAGAGACUGCCCCUCCCCACUCAGCAUCGAGUCGCCCUCACCCUCCCCUGUGUCCCUCCCCAGCCCCUGCUCCUCAUCAGCAUGCUCCCUCUCCUCCCUGUCAGGAAGUGACAUCGAGUCUGAGUCCACUCCCAGUGGUGCCCUUCCUCUCCAGGCGCACCCCCUCAGCCGGGCCUGUUUGCCGCCUGGCCUGCCCUUUCUCGACGCCAGGCCCCCUCCAGCUGCCGUCAUGCCUGUCAGACCCCAGGUUCGGAUAACCCUCCCAGGAAAUGUGCCUGUCCACACUCUGCCUGACAGACAGUUUUAUCCAGAGGGUUCAGGGUACAUGAACAAUGGCCAGCGUUUUCCCCGACCUGUUCCCUCUCCUGUGCUGGACACGGCCAGUCCACACCCACACAGAAAUGCAGAUAGCCUCCAAGGACACCAGUACCACAGGACCAGCCAGCAUAGUCCUGCUAUUGGGCCUCCCCUCUUCAACUACAGUCACAACUACAACCAUAGCUACACCCCCCAGAACCAGCGCAGCGGCCCACGGCACCGGAGAAGGGUUAGUGUGCCAGGCACCCUCAGCUGGUGAGGAUAACACAGCCCUGUUCCAACUGCCGCUGAGUUCAGCAAUGAGUCCUGUGAGGUAUGCAGCUGGGUCGUCACAGGGGAUAUGUGACUUCUAGAAGUGCCAUACCAGAGAGCUGUGUGUUGUAGAUUCUUCUGUCCGAGUCAAAUAACAACCUCUUGUCCAUGAACGAGAACCAGCUUUAUUAUUAUAUGGAGGUUGUAUUUUGGCAUUAAAGUACAACUUUCUAUGCCGCUACAAGUGCCAAACCCUCUGAACGCUGUUAGGACUCAUUUGAAUGUACAGGGUUUUCAUUACGUGUCUUGGAGUUUCAUUAUCAAUGUCUUGGUUUGGCCCUGGUGGGUACGGACAAGGCAAUGAAGCACUGGUAAUGAAGGGAGUUUAAUUUACAGAUUGUUUACCGUUUGUGUUGUAUAAUCUCUUUAGUGCACCUGUUUUUAUGUAAUUUAUUUCAAAUGGUUUUCAUUAGAGGAUUUGUUGUUAAAUUUGCUUGACUAUCUUGAAUUGUGCAAUAUGGAUGUAAAUGGAUACACGGUAUAAACCACGCUGAUGGAUUUACAGCAUUUACUAGCCAUUUAAAUCUACCAUCGCGUGAAGGUUUGCCAGUUUUGCUGCCUGAGCCAUGUUUAAAUGCUCCCAGAAUGCAUUGUGUUAACCUAUGGUCGACGAGAGUUUGUGCUCCUUCUACAUAGCUGUUGGCUAUCCAGGCGUAUCACGAAGAAAGGUAGGAAGGGAGUGAGUAUUUUUGUUUGUUUAUCACUUGGCUUUCAACAAACUGCAUGUCAUUUAACAUCUAAUUCAUGUGCCAUUUACUUGUGUAAGUGUGUAGUGAAAGGAACAAGGUUACUUUUUGUUUACUGAAGCAGUGUUUACAUAUCCCCAGGACUGAGUAUUAUUUACAGCAAAAAUGCUCUUCCUUUUGUCAAUUGUUUUCCUUUCAUUCACAGAACCUUUUGUACUGCAUAUCCUAAAUGACCAAUAUUUUUUUUUUUUGGUACAGACCUGUCACCUGUCGUCCACACGUGCAGACAUACCAAGUUCAUUUUAGUUUUGCAUCCAUGCCUUGUCACUUCAGACAUCCUUAGAGGGGUUGGUGUCACUUACACUUGGGAUUGCUACACUCUUGGUGAACACCAGUGCUUGUUUUAACAGACUUUUUUAAUUUGCUGAAAGACCUUGAGAAUGUGUAGAACUGCACGUAAAGUGAUUCUUUGAGGCCGGUGUACAGGAACGAAUAGGCCCAGUCCUCUGGAUCCUCUUAGUCAAUCAGACUCUGUCCUUCAUUGACUGGGACGGAUAGAUCACUUAUGACCAGUGUAGUAGAACUUCACCACGUUACUCAGCCAGCUACACACAGUGAGUGGACUGCCUGUUACAAAGAAGCAGGCAUUGGCACAGUGUCACUCUUUAACUGUUUAUUGUCUAGUGUUUGUGUGUAAUGUGUCCACGAGGGUGUCUGUGUGACAAGCCAGACUAACUCCUCGCUGCCUGCUCUUGGGUUGGAAUGUGGAAUGAGUGACUAAUGGAUGUGUAUUGUUUGUUUUCUCUUCCUAAGCAACAUUUUUAUGUAUAGUUUUCUAUUUGGAUUAUUUUUUUAAUAAACAUUUUAAAACAACAGAAAUUUCAACUGACUGU